AUGUUUUCUUGGGCCAGAAGAUUCCAAUUCCACCUCUCUCUACGGCAUAACACAAGGCCGUUCUGUAACCAAUCACAACGCUCCACAUCGUCAUCAUCGAGCUCCUUUGAUGGGUCCAGAUAUGGUGACAAGAGGGUCGGAGACUUGGAGUCUUUUCUUAGAUCAAUCACUUCUGGUGUUGUUGUUGUUGGCUCCACCUUAGGCUUUUGGUAUUGGUCAUCUUUAUCUUCUCCAGGUGCCAAUUCUCUUCGCUCUUUCGCUGAUUAUGCAAGCCAGGAUCAACUUCAAGAUAACUAUCAAACCAAAUCCAAGUUUUUGUUUAAGGAUGGCUAUAGAAGAAGAGUCUUCUUCAAUUAUGAAAAACGCGUACGCUUGCAGAGCCCCCCUGAAAAAGUCUUCGAAUACUUUGCAUCUGUUCGAACCCCUAGUGGUGAGGUUUUUAUGACGCCAGCAGAUUUGAUGCGUGCCGUUGUUCAUGUCUUUCCUUCUUCUGAAUCAAACCGUGUUAGAGAGGGUUUUCUAAGAGGGGAGCAGAUUCCUGGCCAGUUGCAUUGUGAACCUUCUGAAUUUUUUAUGCUCUUUGACACUAACAAUGAUGGACUCAUUUCUUUUCCAGAGUACAUCUUUUUUGUUACUUUCCUAAGCAUACCGGAGUCCAGCUUUUCAGUGGCUUUUAAAAUGUUUGAUAUUGACAAUAACGGGGAAAUAGACAGGCAAGAAUUCAAGAAAGUGAUGGCCUUGAUGAGGUCCCAAAACAGACAAGGGGCGAACCACAGAGAUGGAAGACGCCUUGGCAUUAAAGCUUCUGUAGAAAAUGGGGGCCUCUUGGAGUAUUUUUUUGGCAAAGAUGGAAUGACUUGCUUACACCAUGAUAGAUUUGUUCAAUUCUUAAGAGAGCUGCAUGAUGAGAUCUUGAGGUUAGAGUUUUCCCAUUAUGAUUACAACAAAAAAGGAACCAUUUCAGCCAAAGAUUUUGCACUGUCCUUGGUUGCAUCAGCAGAUAUCAAUCACAUAAACAGACUGUUGGAUAGAGUCGACAAAUUAAACAGCAACACGGAUCUAACAAACUUAAGAAUUACAUUUGAGGAGUUUCAAGCUUUUGCAGAAUUGCGCAGGAAGUUGCAACCCUUCUCUCAGGCCAUAUUCAGUUAUGGAAAAGUUAAUGGAGUGUUGACAAAAGCUGAUUUUCAGAGAGCAGCAUCUCAAGUAUGUGGUAUCUGUAUUACAGAUAAUGUGUCUGACAUAAUUUUUUAUGUGUUUGAUGCUAACCGUGAUGGAAACUUAAGUGCAAACGAGUUUGUGAGAGUUAUGCAAAGUAGAGAAAACAAUUCAACAUGUUAUGGCAGUUUAAUAUCUUGCUUGUUGAACUGUGCAACUAACUGUUCAUCAGCUAAGCUUCUAUUUUGAUGGAGUACGCUCAAUAUGCAUCCAUCUUCACCCCUCAGAAACUAAAGGUGGGGGAGAUAUGCAUCUUAUUAUUGUAAUGAAUUCAGUUAUAUGCAGCAUCACUAGGGAAACGAGCAGAAGAUUCAUUCCUUAGCAAUGGAGAUUUGCUAUGACACUGUCACACCAUGCAAUGGCUGUUGUCUACUCAGAAAUGUACAGUGUUCAAUUUUGUUGUCUAAUAGCAUUUUUUGGGGGGCUAAGUCUUCAUGUGUUGAUAUUUGUACAUACCCACAUUCUGGAUAUUAUUUCUUGCUUUUCAUGGCUUGGUUUUUAUUUGGCCAUCUU
Molecule: messenger RNA, 1731 nt
Organism: Abrus precatorius (Indian licorice)
Lineage: Eukaryota; Viridiplantae; Streptophyta; Magnoliopsida; Fabales; Fabaceae
Product: calcium uptake protein, mitochondrial-like
Exons: 7
Coding region: 1-1407 (468 amino acids)
Biological process (GO): calcium import into the mitochondrion; mitochondrial calcium ion homeostasis
Cellular component (GO): uniplex complex
Molecular function (GO): calcium ion binding
Source: RefSeq, a predicted model, not a curated record